AUGGCCGCCGCGGCGCCCGUGGGGAAACAAGUCCAAUGGGCGGCUAACCUCUGCAAGAUUAGGGUGUACCCUCUCCACCUUCCGCCCGGCAAGGUCCUCAAGCGGGUUCCACCGCAGAGCCGCACGGCGCGCCGGCUCGCCGUGGGCACGCCGGCGGCAGCGGGACCGCAAGGAGCGCCGCUGGUAGCCGCCCCUGGCCUAGACAUGGCUACGGGCCCUGGCGCGCGCUCGAGUCCGGUCGGGUCCUGGGAGGAGCAAGGUAGGUGGAUCGCGGCCGGGCCGUACCCUGGCUACGCGUGGGGAGGCGCGUGUCGACAACGCGAAUUGUUCGCCAUCCCUGGGCAGCGAAAACGUAGCGCGUUCGGUUCCGCUGGCGUCAUCGGCACCGUACUCGCCGCCGCCGUCUCGCUCCUCGAGGCACGGAUUCGGGAGGGCGCUGCUGGAAAGAACGGCAGCUGGUGGUGCCCCGCCGGCGUCGACCGGGGCCGGCCUCGCGCCGGGUCAGCGACGCGGCAGGGCCCAGCAGCUCAAGGCGCAACAGCGGACUCGAGGACCGAGUUUCCGGCCGCGCGCCGGUCUGCGUCUUACGACAGGCGAGGCGCGGCACAGUAUAGCGCAUCGGAAGGCCAAAGGGGCCGUCGUGCCGUGGGCACUAGCACAAUUUCGAACCCCCACAGAACGAGGCUCCCCGAGACCUUCCACCUGCAACCCCGGCGCGUGGAGCCAUUCCAGCCAGCGGGAAGUCGCGCCUAUUGGUACAGCAGUCCACUAAACCUUCGCAGCCCGUCGCUCCAAAGCGACCGAGCCACAAGACCACCCGACCAGGCCCCCACCGCGACGGAAGAUCCCCCUUCCAGCUCGAUAUCCUCUCAGAACCCCCUCGCAGGCGUACUCGCCUCCCAUACCACCUCCGCACCCCCGGCCGCACUUUCCGAGCCCCCUCAGGAUCCUCUUCCCCGCCGUACCGGCAGGAUGGGCCCUUUCGCUGCUCCGAACCUCUAG
This is a messenger RNA of Parascedosporium putredinis, 1002 nucleotides long. NCBI's taxonomy places the organism in Eukaryota, Fungi, Ascomycota, Sordariomycetes, Microascales, Microascaceae. The record is from the annotation of a GenBank genome assembly.